Eubalaena glacialis (North Atlantic right whale) is the source of this 1143-nucleotide messenger RNA. It is a transcript of the gene TMEFF1, whose product is annotated as transmembrane protein with EGF like and two follistatin like domains 1. The transcript is spliced from 10 exons. Bases 1 to 1143 code for a protein of 380 amino acids. NCBI's taxonomy places the organism in Eukaryota, Metazoa, Chordata, Mammalia, Artiodactyla, Balaenidae. Gene Ontology annotation, molecular function: protein binding. The record is from RefSeq and is a predicted model, not a curated record.
AUGGGCGCCGCGGCCGCUGAGGCGCCGCUCCGGCUGCCGGCCGCGCCCCCGCUCGCCUUCUGCUGCUACACGUCGGUGCUUCUGCUCUUCGCUUUCUCUCUGCCCGGGAGCCGUGCGUCCAACCAGCCCCCGGGUGGCGGCGGCGGCGGCGGCGGGGACUGUCCCGGCGGCAAAGGCAAGAGCAUCAACUGCUCAGAAUUAAAUGUGAGGGAAUCUGAUAUAAGGGUUUGUGAUGAAUCAUCGUGUAAAUAUGGAGGAGUCUGUAAAGAAGAUGGAGAUGGUUUGAAAUGUGCAUGUCAAUUUCAGUGCCAUACAAAUUAUAUUCCCGUCUGUGGAUCAAAUGGGGACACGUACCAAAAUGAAUGCUUCCUCAGAAGGGCUGCUUGUAAGCACCAGAAAGAGAUAACAGUAGUAGCAAGGGGACCAUGCUACUCUGAUAAUGGUUCUGGAUCUGGAGAGGGAGAAGAGGAAGGGUCAGGGGCAGAAGUUCACAGAAAACACUCCAAGUGUGGACCUUGCAAAUAUAAAGCUGAGUGUGAUGAAGAUGCAGAAAAUGUUGGGUGUGUAUGUAAUAUAGAUUGCAGUGGAUACAGUUUUAAUCCUGUGUGUGCUUCUGAUGGGAGUUCCUAUAACAAUCCCUGUUUUGUUCGAGAAGCAUCUUGUAUAAAACAAGAACAAAUUGAUAUAAGGCAUCUUGGUCAUUGCACAGACACAGAUGACACUAGUUUGUUGGGAAAGAAAGAUGAUGGACUACAAUAUCGACCAGAUGUGAAAGAUGCUAGUGAUCAAAGGGAAGAUGUUUAUAUUGGAAACCACAUGCCUUGCCCUGAAAACCUCAAUGGUUACUGCAUCCAUGGAAAAUGUGAAUUCAUUUAUUCUACUCAGAAGGCUUCUUGUAGAUGUGAAUCUGGUUACACUGGACAGCACUGUGAAAAGACAGACUUUAGUAUUCUCUAUGUAGUGCCAAGUAGGCAAAAGCUCACUCAUGUUCUUAUUGCAGCAAUUAUUGGAGCUGUACAGAUUGCCAUUAUAGUAGCAAUUGUCAUGUGCAUAACAAGAAAAUGCCCUAAAAACAAUAGAGGACGACGACAGAAGCAAAACCUAGGUCAUUUUACUUCAGAUACAUCAUCCAGAAUGGUUUAA